This is a messenger RNA of Ophidiomyces ophidiicola, 942 nucleotides long. RefSeq lists its product as uncharacterized. The record is from RefSeq and is a predicted model, not a curated record. The transcript has a single exon. Gene Ontology annotation, biological process: glutathione biosynthetic process. Gene Ontology annotation, cellular component: glutamate-cysteine ligase complex. Gene Ontology annotation, molecular function: glutamate-cysteine ligase catalytic subunit binding; enzyme regulator activity. Bases 1 to 942 code for a protein of 313 amino acids. NCBI's taxonomy places the organism in Eukaryota, Fungi, Ascomycota, Eurotiomycetes, Onygenales, Onygenaceae.
AUGUACUGGUAUGGUAGCAACAUCGUCAGCGGCGGGCCGUCGGUGGUGCGCCGCAUAUCGUCUGCCAAAUCCAAUGUCGAGCUCUUGAACUCGCUGAGGUCAAACUUCGUAGCAGCCCAGCAGAUCGAGCCCUCUCACACAAAUGAGCAGGAGGCCCACUCACCCCCUCAGAAACUCUCCUACAGCGACUAUAAAACAUGGACGCGCCAGGAUGGAGACACUCUGUAUGUACCGGCAAUCGACUUCGCGGUAUCCGGGCUUGCUGAGGAUCGCUCGCAGUAUGAUAUCACGGUGAAAUUGUUUUAUCUGCCCGGAGUUCCGGCGUCCAGGAGGUGCGAGCAUACGUUCUCAGCCAUCGACCUCGUUCUCAAGGAGCUUCAUGUGAAUUCCAUAGAUCUUCUCAUCGUUUCCUUUCCGGGAAUAUCAUUUGAUGCGGAUGAUGAGGAAGAAGAGGUAGUUACUGGCGACGCAGAAUCGGAGUUCGAUAAUAUGAUCCAAACUUGGCGAACAUUAGAAUCAUUGUACGACAAGGGUAUGAUCAAGCAGCUUGGAUUGGCUGAAUUCGAUAAAGAACGACUGGAAAAAUUUCUUCCACAUACCAAGGUGCGGCCUUCUGUUGAUCAAAUAAACGUCAAGGACUGCUGCGUCGUGCCAAAGGACCUGAUACUGUACGCCAAAGAAGAGAAAAUUGGCCUUUUGACGCAUAAUGAUUGCACAGACAUUCUUCCCAAGGGAACAAUACGCGAGCUGCUAUCUUGUGGCGAGAACGGUGCGGGUAUUCUGAACUUCGCUGCUGAUACCGACGAUGUCGGAAUCAAAGGAGAUAUUGAAUCACAGUGGGUAGUCAAGUACACAGCAGUGGUCAAAGACCGGGGUGUAAUUGAGAACAAAGGUUACUUUGCCCUUGCUGAAGUAGGAAGCUGUAUACGCGUAUCUUCUUAG